UCCACCAAAAAGAUUGUUUCAACUCAAAAAACCGAUGGCUCGAUUAAAUUGAACGAACAUAUUACUGAGCAACUUGAUAUUUCUUCUGACAACAUAAUAAAGACAGUUCAUAAUUAUGGCGUUAGCGAUAAAUUAAAAAAUGUCUCUCAAAAUGCAUGGGAAACGGCUUUAAAUCUCAGAUAUAUGACUAUUUCUUCACAAACUCAAGAUCAAGUCGAUAAAUACAAAGAUCAAUCCGAGAAAGCCAAACAGUACCUUAUUAAAGAACUUAAAGAUGAGAAGUUAAUAGAAGAGCUAUUAACUAUUUCGAAUAAAAUUAUUAUUGAACAAAGCAUUCAGAAAGAAAAGAAAGAUGCCGUUGCUACCGUUCAACAAUCUACUUCAACUGAGAAGGUCCACAAUAUUGUAUCGAACCAAAAAGAAGAUAGGUCCUUACAAUUGACCGAGACGAUUUAUAAGGAGCUCGAAAUUGAUACUACCGAUUC
Molecule: messenger RNA, 485 nt
Organism: Funneliformis geosporum
Lineage: Eukaryota; Fungi; Glomeromycota; Glomeromycetes; Glomerales; Glomeraceae
Source: the annotation of a GenBank genome assembly